Triticum turgidum subsp. durum (durum wheat) is the source of this 2886-nucleotide messenger RNA. The record is from the annotation of a GenBank genome assembly. NCBI's taxonomy places the organism in Eukaryota, Viridiplantae, Streptophyta, Magnoliopsida, Poales, Poaceae.
AUGCUGGGCACCAUGGAGUCACGGAUGGAUCAAUACGAGAUUAUGGAGCAGAUUGGCCGUGGCGCCUUUGGUGCCGCCAUUCUGGUGAACCACAAGACCGAGAAAAAAAAGUAUGUGCUGAAGAAAAUCCGGCUCGCGAGGCAAACAGAGCGCUGCCGCAAGUCUGCUCAUCAAGAGAUGGCCCUUAUUGCCCGCCUUCAACAUCCUUACACUGUUGAAUUCAAGGAGGCAUGGGUUGAGAAGGGUUGCUACGUUUGCAUUGUGACGGGGUACUGCGAAGGUGGCGAUGUGGCUGAACUGAUGAAAAAGGCAAAUGGGACAUACUUCCCAGAAGAGAAACUGCUGAGAUGGUUUGCUCAAUUGGCUCUAGCUGUUGACUACUUGCAUUCGAACUAUGUUUUGCACCGGGACCUCAAGUGCUCAAACAUAUUUCUCACAAAAGAUCAUGACAUCCGUCUUGGGGAUUUUGGCCUUGCUAAGACCUUAAAGGCAGAUGAUCUAACAUCUUCGGUUGUUGGGACACCAAAUUACAUGUGCCCAGAGCUUCUUACCGACAUUCCUUAUGGAUUCAAGUCAGACAUAUGGUCUCUUGGAUGUUGUAUGUAUGAGAUGGCUGCUCAUCGACCUGCUUUCAAGGCUUUUGCGAAGGAAGAUAUGGCUGGACUGAUAAGCAAAAUAAAUCGCUCCUCCAUUGGCCCUAUACCUACUUGCUACUCUCCAUCUAUGAAAACGCUUAUCAAAAGCAUGUUGAGGAAGAAUCCUGAACACCGGCCUACUGCAUCUGAUAUUCUGAAAAAUCCAUAUCUGCAACCUUAUGUUGAUCAGCACCGCGCAUUUACCGCUGUACCGCAUCCCAUGCGAUCACCAGGGAAAUCCAUUACCAGUUCACGGAGCAGUCGGAGGAGCAUGUCUGGGAGCCAAUGUAGCAGCAUUUCUGGCACUGGCAGUGAUUUGGACAGUAUACAAUCAAGUGAAAGAAACACGUCAGGGCUAGCUACAAGUUCCAACAACACCACCAUUGGUACUGAAGGUGCUGAAGCUACUGAUGAUGCGUCAGUUAAAACAUGUUCAACACCACGUGAUCUUAAAAGCCAUAAGGACAUUGAUAGUCCUGAACUGGAGAGACAAGACUCACCUAAAUCCAUACAUGUUGAUCAGCGUCCCAAAUACGGGAGUAAGCAGCCAAAAAUCAUCAAGAAGAUACUAACAACUCUAAGAGAGGAGACUAGUAAGCUCAGGGUAAACAAUUCACCUUUGAGAGCUAGCCGUGUAAAGCUACAUUCACCUAGUCACAGAGAGCUCUUGUCUGAUGAUUCAGAGCAUAACAGUGUUUCCUCCAGUGUAAAAUCUAGUGAAGUGACGCCACAUGCACCAGCAAAGGUCAACCGUGAUACUGUGAAACACAUACAAGCAUCUCCUCCCCUGAAGCAUUUGUCGCCAAUUGUUGAACAUUCUCCAAAAAUUAAGGUCAAAGCGGAUGAGCCGCAGCAGCUAGACCCUACCAAGCAGACAAUUGAAGAUGUUGAUGCUGCUGAAGGGAAGGUCAAGAAUAGGGUUCUACUCAGUUUUAGUAGACGCACCAGCUUCCCUCCCCGUAGACAAAUGGGAGCAGAGAGUCCACAGCACACUGGGACAAAACGAGCUCACAGUAAGGUCACCAUAGAGCAUGCAAAAAGCCCUUCUCGACCUGUCCAUAGUCCAAAAAAUGCUUUUACUGAGCUUCCAGGUGUUCUAAUGGCUCCUCCAAGCCCCCUGGGGGGUAAUCAAAUGAAAGUUGGCAAUUCACAGGCGGAAUGUGCUCCACCCAGAGAUGUAGCAACCAAAGAAGUUAGCAGUGCUUGCUCCAGUUCCAUGAUUGAUUAUGCUGACAGCACCAAGCAGUCUGAACCAUCUGAACCUGAUUCACUAACCCACUUGGAUUCAUCUUGCAAAUGCUCAACCCUGGACACUGCCAUACAAAAGCAUGAUCAAACUGAUAUGCCAAGCUCAGAGCUCAACACCACCAAUUUGCAGAAGAGUAUGGCUAGUAAUGAUGAUAGUAGUGUAAGCUCAGCCUUGGACCCAUCUGUUGAUACAAAUGUGCAAGAAUUUAUUUGCAAGGAUGAUAUUCCCUGCAGUAAGAUGGUGCAGAGCACUCCCACUAUCACUGUACAGAGUGAGGAAGAUAAGUUCACAGUACAAGAACUGCUCUCAUCAGUACCAUACAUUGCUCCUGAUGCUUCAGCAACUAAAACAAUUGCAUUGGACAAAGGAUCCAAUUCCGUCAAUCAUUCAUCAGAGAUAUCACCAGUUCCUUGUUUGAGUCCUCCAGUUGAGGACAUUAUACAUGUCAUAAGGCCCAGCGGUUUCAGCGUCAGUGAUGAGCCGGCAGUAGGGAAUGCUGAAAUGGAAGCCCAAAGCAGAGAUGUUGGCGAACUUUGCGAUGUUAUAAAAGAAGAAGUGGAUGUGAGAAGCAUCACACCAAGCCUUAUACCUUGCGGACUUAUUGGUUCUGCCGCUGUGAAGCCCAACAUUUCAGAAGAUAAUACUAUCGGUCCGAAACUCGCCAAUUCAGAUGUGGCAAAAUUGCCCGCCAUCCCAGAAGCAAAUUCUACUUCUCCGGAGACCAACGGUGCGUUUAAGGAGGAGGCGACCCCAGCAAAGGAAAUACUGGCAACCUCAGCAAAGGAAAUGCUUGAUGUCAAGUCCUUCAGGCAACGGUCUGAGGCUCUUGAAGGGCUCUUGGAGCUUUCUGCCGAUCUCCUGGAAAACAACAGGUUGGAGGAGCUUGCGGUGGUUCUGAGGCCGUUCGGGAAGGCUAAGGUGUCCCCGCGAGAAACGGCGAUCUGGUUGGCCAGAAGUUUUCAAGGGAUGAUGAAUGAUGAAGCGAGUCGCAGCUCAACGUGA